AUGUCCAACAAAGUUGAGCAGGCUGAUAGAUCUCAGUUCCGUAGACGUGCUCAUGAACCGACUGGUGAAGUUGAAACCCUCCGAGGACGUUCUGACAUUGGGCGCAUGGGAGAUCGUGCUCUAGGUGAUAAGAGUUCAAGGCCAACCGAACUCCAAGAGAAAGUGAAUCGCAAGCGUCAAAAACAAGGUGAUUAUGGGGACUCAAGGCGAAAGGAAAAUGUUGUCUCUGCCUCUGGUGGACAGACCAUUUUGGAUUUUGACAACUUGACAGGGUAUCAACCAACGACCCAAGCCGCUAGAGCAUCCUAUGAAGCAAUCCUCACCAAAAUUGGUUCGAAGGCUAUGCUGGGAAACCAGUCCACGUCCAUAUUGAGGGAUGCAGCGGAAGAGGUCAUCCAAAUUUUGAAGGAUUCCAAUCUGAGAGAUCCAGAGCGUCAUGACCAAAUAUCACGUCUUCUCACUGGGAAAGCUGCGUCUACCAGAGGGAAAGCAGUGGCUGGUGGAUUGUCUUCAGAGCAGUAUUCCAACUUUGUUCAACUUGGAAAGCAACUGGAUGACUUUGACAAUGUUACCAAGAAGGUAGCAACUGGUGAAUCGGAUGACGAAGACGACAAAAUGGACAACGAAAUGGGAGUUGCUGUUGUAUUUGACGAAUCAGAUGAAGACAAAGAUGGAGAUGAGGGUGCGAGUGACAUCGAAGACGGUGUUGUUGUCGACGCAUCAUCGGAUUCUGAAGCGGAGGAGGAGGAGGAAGCAGAUGCCGGAGAAGCACUUGACGAUGGAGAGGAAAAGCUGAUACAAGGAGACGGAACCAAGAAGCAGUCACAGCAUACCCAAGAUAGAAUAUUGACCGUUCAUGAAAUUGAUGCCCAUUUUCUCCAGCGUCAACUUUCUCGCCAUUUUGAAGAUGCUGCGGAAUCAGCGCGAUUGGCUGGAGAGGUCCUUUCGGUGUUGGAUGUCCGCAAUGCUAGCGACGUCCGCGAAUGCGAAAAUAAGCUUUUGCUGCUUCUACGUUUCGAUCUUUUCGAUACUAUCAAGCUACUCUUGCAUAACAGAGUUCGUGUUUGGGCUUGUGUUUCGAUGAAGCGAGCGCAAUCAGACGAGGAACGAAAUGCCAUCGAAGAAGCCCUCAUGAAGGACUCGACUGGGGAGGGAAAGAGAGUCUGGAAUGAGAUUCAUUCAAAGAGUAGAGCCGAAGAUUGGUCACGUGAACGGAUGAGAGGCCUUACUGAAGGUUUGAAGGCCGACACUGAUUCUACAGAUGUUUCAAAGGCCUUGGAUUCAAUCAAGGUUAAAGGAGAAAGUGUCACCGACGAGAAAAUGCAAGUCGAUGAUGAGAAAGAGAAGGCCGUCGAACUCAAUUUGGAUCAGCUCGCAUUCAGAGAAGGUUCUCACACAAUGAGCAACAAGAAGUGCGAUUUACCAGACACGUCAUGGCGGGCAAUGAAGAAAGGAUACGAAGAAGUUCAUGUUCCAGCAGUUCGUAGCGUAAUUCCGAAAGACGAAAAGUUGAUCCCAAUCAAGGAUUUGCCAUCUUGGACUCACCCUGCUUUCAAAGGAAUGGAGAAACUCAAUCGGGUUCAGUCGAAAAUGUGCGACGUCGCUCUCAAAUCCUCUGAAAAUGUUUUGCUUUGUGCACCAACUGGCGCUGGUAAAACCAAUGUUGCCUGUCUGACGAUGUUAAAUAUUCUUGGUCAAUACCGACGAGAAGUUGGGAACGACGACGCUGAGGAUGAAGACAAAGAAGAGGUCUAUGAUCUCAAUUCUUUCAAGAUUGUCUAUGUUGCUCCGAUGAAGGCUUUGGUCCAAGAACAAGUGAAAAACUUCUCGAAACGUUUGAAGGAUUAUGGAGUUGUUGUCAGGGAGCUGUCUGGUGAUUCAAGCCUUUCAAGGCAACAAAUUGCAGAAACACAGGUGCUUGUAACCACACCAGAAAAGUGGGAUGUCGUGACUCGACAAGGAGAAGGACGAGCUUUUACUCAAUUGAUCAAACUUGUCAUCAUCGAUGAGAUUCAUCUUCUCCAUGAUGAUAGAGGUCCCGUCCUUGAAAGUAUAGUUGCAAGGGUUGUCAGGCAAGUAGAGACGACAGCCGAGCCCAUCAGACUUGUAGGUUUGUCGGCGACUCUUCCGAACUAUGCUGAUGUCGCGGCCUUCCUACGCGUAAAACCAGAAAAGGGUCUUUUCUUCUUUGACCAUUCUUAUCGACCAGUACCAUUGCAAAUGCAAUAUAUUGGUAUCACCGAGCGUAAUGCUUUCAAGCGAUUCCAGCUCCAGAAUGAGAUUUGCUAUGAGAAAGCUCUUGUACAGAGACAAAAUGGAAAUCAAAUGCUUAUCUUUGUUCACAGUCGGGCAGAGACCGGUAAAACCUCAAAGGCACUUCGCGAUAUUGCAUUGGACCGGGAUGAACUCGCCAACUUCGUUCGUGAUGGCGGCGCGACACAGGAGAUUCUCAGAGAGGAAGCCUCAACGGUAAAGAAUGCCGACUUGAAGGAAGUACUGCAAUAUGGCUUCGCAAUUCACCACGCUGGUAUGGGACGGGAAGACCGUGAACUGGUGGAAGAUUUGUUUGCAGAUCGUCACAUCGCAGUAUUGGUUUGUACAGCUACCCUUGCAUGGGGAGUAAACCUUCCAGCGCAUGCUGUCAUCAUCAAGGGGACGCAAAUAUACGAUCCUUCCAAAGGUCGAUGGGCCGAGCUAAGCCCUUUAGAUGUCCUGCAGAUGCUUGGUCGUGCCGGACGCCCGCAGUACGACAACGAGGGAGAAGGUAUUAUCAUGACUCAGCACAGCGAACUGCAGUACUACUUAUCAUUGACGAAUUUGCAGCUACCUGUUGAAAGUCAGUUGAUCAAGACUCUGCCUGACCACUUGAAUGCGGAAGUUGUUCUCGGGACUGUGCAAUCAAUUAAAGAGGCAGCCGAGUGGCUUAGCUACACAUUCUUAUACAUCAGAAUGCUCCAGAACCCCAGUCUAUACGGCAUUCAUAACGGGGAAAACGUCCUGAAGGAAGAUCCAACUCUAGAACGUCGCCGCAUGGAUCUGGCACACACUGCUGCAACGAUCUUGGAGAAGAAUCACUUGAUUCGCUAUGACAGAAAAAGUGGCGGAAUUCAAGCAACGCCCCUUGGCCGUGUCGCCAGUCAGUUCUAUAUUUCGCAUUCGUCAAUGGCGGUGUAUAGUAGACACAUGAGACCAAAUAUGUCUGAUAUUGAAUUGCUGCGGCUUUUUGCAUUGAGCGGUGAAUUCGCUCAUAUUACAGUCCGCGAAGAGGAAAAGCUGGAAUUGGCCAAACUUGCUGGCAGAGUACCCAUUCCGGUAAAGGAAAGUCCAAGUGAGCCUACGGCAAAAGUGAACAUUCUUCUACAGGCGUAUAUUUCUCGCCUGAAGCUUGACGGUUUCGCACUCGUCGCCGAUAUGGCUUUCAUCCAGCAAUCUGCUGCCCGUAUUAUGCGGUGUUUGUUCGAAAUUGCACUUCGACGGAACUGGUCGUCACUUGCAAAACUCACUCUCGCCAUGUCAAACAUGGUGUCAUACAGAGUUUGGCGCAGCCAAUCACCACUUCGACAGUUUCGAAACGUUCCUGAGGUAGUUGCUAGAAAACUCGAACGAAAGUCUGACAUCGAAUGGUCUCGCUAUGUAGAUCUGACAGCGUCGGACCUGGGUGAGCUUGUUGGCGUUCCUAAGAUGGGGCGUGUGUUGCACAAGCUUGUUCACCAAUUUCCUCGUCUUGAGCUCUCUGCAGCGCAGAUUCAGCCAAUCACCAGAUCUCUCCUUCGUAUAGAACUGUCGCUGGCCCCUGCAUUCAAGUUUGAUGUAGACCUGCAUGGUUACGUACAGCUGUUCCAUGUCUUUGUUGAGGAUGUAAACUGUGAGACCAUAUUGCAUCAUGAAUACUUUUCUCUGAAAAGCAGCAAUGCAGACGAAGAACACGCGCUGGGUUUCUCUGUUCCGAUUCUCGAGCCGUUACCGCCCGCGUACUUUGUACGGGUGGUAUCGGAUCGAUGGUUGCAUUCAGAGUCGGUGCUACCAAUUUCUUUCAACAACAUGAUCCUUCCCGCCAAGUUUCCUGCUCCUACCGAACUGCUGGAUUUGCAGCCGCUGUUACCAAGUGCAAUUGGAGAAUCAGCACUCGCUGGGCUUUUCAAGUACAAGGAGUUCAACCCUAUCCAAACUCAGACUUUUCAUGAGUUGUUCAAGACAUCGAAGAACUGUCUCGUAUGUGCUCCAUCUGGUUCAGGGAAAACGGCGUGCGCCGAAUUUGCAAUUCUUCGGAUGCUGAUGACAGUUAGUGACGGAAAAUGUGUCUUUGUCACUCCUACUUCAGAAAUCUUCGAGCCUAUACUGAGAGACUGGAAAAAGCGAUUCGGUCCUCUUAUUGGCGAUUCAUCAAUUGUUUCUCUCUCUGGCGAAGUUUCAUCAGACUUGAAGCUUUUGUCGACCGGAAAGAUAAUCUGCUGUUCAGUUGAGGUAUGGGACAAGCUAACCAGAAGGUGGCGGCAGAGAAAAGCUAUUCAUAGCGUAUCACUAAUCGUCUUCGACGAGCUUCAUUUCCUCGGUGGCGAUGUCGGACCAACAAUGGAAAUCGUGAUAUCUCGAAUGCGAUACAUCAGCAGUCAAUUACAACAGCAAAACGACAGUAGCAUGCGAAUUAUAGGGUUGAGUGCAUCUUUGGCCAACGCACGUGAUGUCGGAGAAUGGAUUGGAGUGAGCAGCAAAAGCUUGUUCAAUUUCUCUCCAAAGGUACGCCCUUGGCCAUUGGAGAUCUACUUCCAGUCUUUCGACCAAAACAACUAUUCUGCUCGCCUCAUGGCCAUGGCGAAGCCCGCAUACAAUGCUGUCGCCCGGCAUUUAGAUGGAAAGAAUGCUAUCAUUUAUGUUCCAAGCCGAAGGCAGGCCCAGCUUUCGGCAAUCGAUAUCAUGUCAUAUCAUGAGAGUCAAGGUGGGAAACCAUUCCUUGAUCCUUCCGCUUUAUCGGAAGUUUCAGAAGUCGCUCGCAGUGUCAAAGAACCCACACUUGCACAAGUUCUUGAAGCUGGAAUCGGGUUUGUUCAUGGUGGAAUGAUUCAAUCAGAUUGGGAGAAAGUUGUUGCACUUUACAACCGUGGCAUUGUCAAGAUCAUUGUCUGUCCCGCAGACAUGUGCUGGAAGUUACACAGCGUUGGCCACCUUGUCAUCAUCAUGGGAACAGAAUCGUACGAUGGACGCGAGCGGCGACACGUCGACUAUAGAAUUGUCGAUUUGUUGCACAUGAUGGGAAGGCACGGUGUUGGAUCAAUUGGAAAGUGUGUCAUAAUGUGCCAUCAACCGAAGAAAGACACUUUGAAAAAAUUUCUCUAUGAACCUUUGCCAAUAGAAAGUCACCUUGACAGCUAUCUCCAUGACCAUAUGGUUUCGGAAACUGUGACCAAGACGAUAAGCAAUAUGCAAGAUGCUGUUGAUUACCUCACGUGGACCUUCCUAUAUCGAAGGCUACCAAAGAAUCCAACAUAUUAUGGACUUACUGGGACAUCGAGUGUCAAUAUCAGUGAAUUCUUGAGUGAAAUGGUUGAAUCUGUCAUGGGUGAUUUGGAAGAAAGCAGAUGCUUGCAGAUUGGCGAAGAAGGAGAGACUUCUCCUCUGAAUCUGGGUAUGAUUGCUGCAUAUUACUACAUUCAGUACAAGACGAUCGAUAUCAUUUCAUCUUCGAUCACAUCGAAGACAAAGAUUCGAGGUGUGAUGGAAAUUCUGUCAGCUUCUUGGGAGUUUGCUUCUCUCCCUCUUCGAUAUGGCGAAGAGAAAAGAGUCAAAAUUUUGGCACGAACGCAACCACACCAACUACCUGACACUGCGUAUGAUGCUCAUUCGAAAGCACUGGUACUCUUGCAGUGUCACUUUAGUCGAAAGGUCAUUCCCGGUGAUCUGAGAGGUGAUCAAAAGAUUGUCUUGACUCAAUCGGUAAAGUUGCUUCAGGCAAUUGUUGACGUGAUUAGUAGCAAUGGGUGGCUAAAACCUGCUCUAGCUGCGAUGGAGCUCAGUCAAAUGAUUGUACAAGGUCUCUGGAAUAAGGAUCAUGUCCUUAAACAGGUUCCACACUUCACGGAUGAAAUGAUUGAUCGCUGUAUCAACUACAAAGGCGAAGAACCGAUAGAGUCGGUUUUCGAUAUUUUGACGAUUGACGAUGAUGUCCGAAACGAUUUGCUCUGUCUACCAGAUAGCAAAAUGGCAGACGUCGCUGUUUUCUGCAACAACUAUCCCAGCAUUGAAGUCUCCUUCGAGGUACAAGAUUCUGACAACGUGACUACGGGCGAUCCUGUCCAAGUUUUAGUUGAGUUGGAGCGUGAGGUCGAUGAGGAUGAAAUGGGUGAAGAAGAAAUUGCAAGCCUCGGCACGGUCUCAUCCCCACUAUACCCUGAAGAGAAGAAGGAAGCAUGGUGGAUCGUCAUUGGUGACAUAUCGUCUAACACGCUGCACGCUUUGAAGCGUGUGAACUUGCUGCAAAAGCAGAAGGUUGUUUUAGAAUUCUUAGCUCCGGAAGAAGCUGGCGAUCACAAAUUGACUCUAUUUUGCAUGAGCGAUAGUUACAUGGGAUGUGAUCAAGAGUACGCCUUGUCCCUGAGUGUAGCUGUCGGCGAAGAUAGUGGAAGUGAGAGCGGGAGUGAUAGCAGUGGCGAUGAAUAA
Cylindrotheca closterium is the source of this 6654-nucleotide messenger RNA. The record is from the annotation of a GenBank genome assembly. NCBI's taxonomy places the organism in Eukaryota, Bacillariophyta, Bacillariophyceae, Bacillariales, Bacillariaceae.